This is a messenger RNA of Hypoxylon trugodes, 2958 nucleotides long. Its product is annotated as vanillyl alcohol oxidase. Gene Ontology annotation, molecular function: FAD binding; D-lactate dehydrogenase (cytochrome) activity; D-lactate dehydrogenase (NAD+) activity. Gene Ontology annotation, cellular component: mitochondrion. NCBI's taxonomy places the organism in Eukaryota, Fungi, Ascomycota, Sordariomycetes, Xylariales, Hypoxylaceae. The transcript has 7 exons. The record is from RefSeq and is a predicted model, not a curated record. Gene Ontology annotation, biological process: lactate catabolic process. Bases 707 to 2515 code for a protein of 602 amino acids.
ACCGUUUGUACUUUAACAACAUCAAUUAUUUCCCUAUAUUAUACUCAUAAGCUCAAUCUAAAGAAGACGGUAUCCAUUUUAUCAAAAGGAGAUGUGGCGAAGCUCUUUUUGCUCACUUGACGGCUACAAUGGUAAUAUUUAAGCCACUUCGGCUACCUUAAAUGUAAUUCGCAGUAUGACCACCGCGACCUUCCCAAACUAUUCCUAUUAUUUCUAAAUUAUCAUGCCACAACCAAAGAAACAAAAUGUUAUGUUAUAUUCACCAUAAGAUUUCUCGGGUAUUGAUGCGAUAUCCGAUACAAUAUAUAAUCUACGCUUCAAGUUAUAGAUAUUGAGAAUGGACUCGGGCCUUGGCAGACGCGUGUUAAUUCGAAGAAAGGAACCCCCUUUAAAACAGACAUGCUCUCCAUUAACUGAUCUAGAAUCAUUGCCGUCCUUUAAGCCACGCGAGCUUCACGGGGUUGUAUUACUCCAUUUUACGGCGUCGAUCGGCACAAUGCAGGGUCGACGUUCGGCAGAUACAUUGACGAGGUUAGCUACCUGCUUGCCUGCGGGGUAGAGAGCUAGACUAUGGUUCAUACGAUAUAUUCUUGGCUAGAUGAGCAUGUGAAGAUUUAUAUAAGAACCAGAACAUCAUAUCGAGCUGUUGAGGUUCAUUAGAUAAUAGUAUAAUUUAUCUCAUCACACUCAACAGCACGUAUACGCCAUGUCAUUCUCAGAGGAGGCUCAGUCGGACGUACCGCUUCUAUCAGAAAAACAUUCUGGUAUCCCCGAGUUCUUGUUGGAGAAGGCCCGGAAGACGAAAGCCGCCGUCUUCGAAACUAGAACCAAACCAGCUUCUACGAGGGACCGGCUACCAGUUCUACCUCACGGUAUCGAUGAGCAGGCCUUCGUUAGUGCGUUGGGUGAGCUUAGUCAGCAAUUGGGUCAAGAUAAUGUCGGACGAAACGAUAAACCCCUGAGAGAUGGAUGGUAUAUGGAACAUCCGAAUACCCACGAUUUGAUGGCAGUCGUCGAUGAUGAAGAAUUGGUACCAUCGGCUAUCGUUUAUCCUAGCAGCACCGAAGAGGUUCAGCAAGUCGUUCUUUGGGCGAACAAGUACCAAAUUCCUAUUUCCCCCAUAUCAAUGGGUCGGAACCUGGGAUAUGGCGGUGCGGCACCUAGAGUACGCGGGUCCGUCCUAGUUGACCUGGGCAGGCGAAUGAAUAAGGUCCUCGAUAUUAACCCUGAUGAUUAUACGUGCCUUCUCGAGCCUGGGGUAUCGUUCUUCGCUCUCUAUGAAGCUGUCAAAUCGAAGGGAUACGACCACCUUUGGGUUGAUGUGCCUGAUGUCGGCGGCGGUUCUGUAAUAGGGAACACCGUGGAUCGAGGUGUCGGAUAUACGCCUUAUGGUGACCACUGGGCCUGCCACGCAGGUCUAGAGGUUGUACUACCAACCGGAGAGGUGAUUCGCACAGGGAUGGGUGCGUUACCGGGAAAUAAUACAUGGCAAACGUUCCCAUACGGAUUUGGGCCAUAUUCUGAUGGUAUUUUCUCGCAGUCCAAUUUCGGAAUUGUGACGAAAAUGGGAAUGACGUUGAUGCCAAACCCAGGCGGAUACGAGAGCUUCAUGUACACCUUCCAGAAGGAAGAAGAUCUCGAUCAACUGAUCGAAAUAAUCCGUCCUCUGAGAAUUGGUAAUAUUCUCGAAAAUGUUGCGCAACUACGUCAUGUCACACAAACUAUCGCAGCUUUAGGAAAACCGCGAACUGAUUUCUACAAGGGUGAUGGCAUAAUCCCGGCGGAGGUAGUCCACAAAUUCGCCGCGACUCUUCCUAUGGCUGAUCAUUCGUGGAUUUAUUAUGGUAUGUCCUACGGACCGCCUCAUAUCCGCCAGUACAAACUUUCUAUUAUCGACGCCGAAUUUAAGAAAGUGCCUGGUGCUCGUCGUAUUGAUCCGUCAACACUGCCACCAGAUGAGUACUUUUGGGCGCGCGAUCGGAUCGCUGCGGGUAUCCCCGACCUGCAGGAGUUGCGCUGGGUCAAUUGGAUGCCAAACGGCGCUCACAUCGCAUUCUCUCCUGUCAGUCCGAUACGCGGCGCUGAUGCAAAGAAACUAUAUGACCUGGCUAAACGAAGACAUGAUGAGUUCGGUAUUGAUCUAUUUCCGGCAUUUUGCGUUGGUCUACGCGAGAUGCAUCUCAUUGUUGAACUUGUGUACGACCGUGCGGACCCAAAGCGCCGGAAAGAUGUGCUGGACUGCUUAAGACAUUUGGUGGAUGACGCGGCGGCUUGUGGGUACGGAGAGUACCGAACACACCUAGUGCUAAUGGACCAAGUCGCCGGGACGUAUAAUUGGAAUGACGGCGCACUAAUGAAGUUCCACGAGAAGUUGAAGGAUGCAUUAGAUCCUAAUGGAAUCAUGGCGCCUGGCCGCUGUGGUAUUUGGCCUAAGAAAUACAGAAAUCGCGGGUGGGAAAUGACGAAAGAUAGCGGGGAGAAUACUCAAGGUAAUGGUGUUGCGCCACCUUCGUAAGGGGGCCCGACGUGUAAAUAUUCGACCCCAAUACAAUGACCGCGCAGGAAAUAACUGAUUUGACCUCAUCCUCCCUUUGUUUCACGAUGCGAGUUUAUUACUCUGUUAUCUCACCAAUUUCUAGUCUUCAAUCGCAAUACAUCGGUCGACAAGAGACUUGAUUCAGUUAAAAGGCCAAAGGUCAUCACAUCUCGAUAGAUUGGCCAUGACCGUCCCCGAGUUGUCCGCCCUGUCGGUGUAUUGCGUCAUGACUUUAUUGAUAAUGUGCAUGCCACUUUGAUUUAGCGGCCAUCGGGGCGCAUCGAGAAAAAGAAAUGUGCAUAUUAUAAACCGAGAAACAGAGUAGUCGAGAGCGACGAACCGCAAAGACAUCGGACAACAAACAGUAUGUACUACCACAUAAUUAUGAUAACUCGAAUAACUAUGCUAAUUCACAAGUAACG